This is a messenger RNA of Meloidogyne enterolobii, 404 nucleotides long. NCBI's taxonomy places the organism in Eukaryota, Metazoa, Nematoda, Chromadorea, Rhabditida, Meloidogynidae. The record is from the annotation of a GenBank genome assembly.
AUGUUUGAAUUUCAUCAUUCUUGCAUGACUUGGUCUGGCAAAGAAUUAUUUGGAAGUAAUGCUGUAUUAAAUAAAUUAGAAUUAUUACAUACUGAUGGAAAAAUGAAAAGGCCACAAUUUAAUACGGAAUGGGGAAUUAAAGCAUUUCCUGUCGGUGGAUUUUUUCAGCUGGUUACUAUAUUCGAUACAAGGAAGGGUCGAACAAAUUUAGAAAGAAAAAUUGUAGGUAAGUGAAUUUAAAAUUGUGCGUGAGGGUUGGGGCAUUCAAAUACUAUCAAUUAUCCCAUAACUAAAGGAGUUUUCGUAUCAUAAUAGUUUUACUUUUCUUCCGAGAUGCGCAGGAUUUUGCUUACAACCUUCCGUCCUUCCUUUUUACCUUUUUAAUAUUUUUAUCCAAAAUAAUG